AUGGCUUGCUCGACAUUUCGGAAGCCUUCCGGCCGGUAUUUAGUUUGCUAUGCCAGUUGGAAUAGAAGGAGCACUAAAGCAAAGAUUGCAUUCACUCAAUUACCUAAUUCAAAUGAGUUCCCUCGCUUGUUGCAGCUCCGACCGGGGGAUAGAGACUACUUCAUGCGCUACUUCAACAUCUCCUGCCAACGGGUAGGUUUGGAACCCUGCUUUUUCCUUUCGGAAAACGUGAAUUCGUUAGGUUAUACAGAAGGGUGGGUUGGUUAUAUACUCUUAUGCGCGUUCCUUCUUCGAACCUUUUGGUAUGUAUUGCCCCCUAACUAUAGAUCAGAUCCACCGGACGAGAAACUAAAUUCCGCACUGCUGCUGAGUCGUCGGACUUAUCCACCAAGGGAUUCGUGGAAUUUCACGCCCCCUUUUGGGUAUGCGGGUACUAAGAGUCCUCUCACUACCAACCAGCAGACAUCAUCUGGCUGGGUCUUGCCGGGGAGAUCGGAGCAACAGGGAACGCCUAGACGACGUUAAAUAAGCUGGGCUGCAGUAAGUAGAUCGAGAGGUCGUUCCGCCCCUUGUCCCCGAAGAUGGGUAAUAUGUUCUCAUACAAUGUUGCUCCAAUCUGACCUAGCUGGCGAGCGAUCCCAGUUCGCGGCAGAGAACAAGACAGCAAGCGAGCGUACCUUUGUUCGCUUCUUCUCCACCAAGCACGGAAGUUUAAGGAUAACUGUAGGUCGGUGGCUACCUAAGGAAACUCCGAUUCGAUCCGCCCCCCGGCUGGGAGGCAUCUACCUCAUCCCGAUCACAAGGAGAGGUUCACCAUGA
Molecule: messenger RNA, 819 nt
Organism: Telopea speciosissima
Lineage: Eukaryota; Viridiplantae; Streptophyta; Magnoliopsida; Proteales; Proteaceae
Source: RefSeq, a predicted model, not a curated record